Molecule: messenger RNA, 1909 nt
Organism: Sus scrofa (pig)
Lineage: Eukaryota; Metazoa; Chordata; Mammalia; Artiodactyla; Suidae
Gene: HSPBP1
Product: HSPA (Hsp70) binding protein 1
Cellular component (GO): endoplasmic reticulum
Molecular function (GO): adenyl-nucleotide exchange factor activity; protein binding
Source: RefSeq, a predicted model, not a curated record
AGGCCGGGGGGCGGGGCCUACACUAGGGCAGGGGCUUGCAAUGAGCAUGGGGAGGUGGGGCUCGCUAAGGGCGGGAUCCGGGCCGGGGGCGGGCCUUAGGCCAGAGCGGGAGCACGAGGGGCGCGGCCUAGGUGAGGGGCUGGGCGGAGCGCAGUAUCCCGCCAGUUAGGAAGGACUUCGGAGCUGGGCGAGGCCUCCUCACGCCUAGUUAAGGCCCUAAGUGGGGUGUCUGCGCCGGGAACUUCCGGGCGAGAUUUGCGUAUUUCCUGUCAAUAUGGCGGCGCCCAUUGUAGUCAGGUGCGGGCGACUCUGUCUUUAGUAGCGGCGGCGACACGAGGCCCGGGGAGACCUCCAGGAGUCGACCGGUCAGGAAGCCCGCGCUACCUCAGCGGUGACCAUCCCCUACCCCAGCACAUUCGUCCCUUCUUCGCAAACAGCCCAUGGCGGACCAAGGCUCUGGGGGCAGCCGCCUUCCCCUGGCGCUGCCCCCAGCCUCUCAGGGUUGCUCGUCAGGGGGCAGCGGCUCCUCUGCUGGGGGCUCGGGCAACCCCCCACCCCCGCGAAACCUCCAAGGUCUGCUGCAGAUGGCCAUCACGGCGGGCUCUGAAGAGCCAGACCCACCUCCAGAACCCAUGAGUGAGGAGAGGCGCCAGUGGCUGCAGGAGGCCAUGUCGGCCGCCUUCCGGGGCCAGCGAGAGGAGGUGGAGCAGAUGAAGAACUGCCUCCGGGUGCUGUCCCAGCCCACACCCUCCUCAGCUGGUGAAGCUGAACUGGCUGCUGACCAGCAGGAGCGUGAGGGGGCCCUGGAGCUGCUGGCCGACCUGUGUGAGAACAUGGACAACGCUGCAGACUUCUGCCAGCUAUCUGGCAUGCACCUGCUGGUAGGCCGCUACCUGGAGGCGGGCCCCGCGGGGCUGCGGUGGCGGGCGGCACAACUCAUCGGCACAUGCAGCCAGAACGUGGCGGCCAUCCAGGAGCAGGUGCUGGGCCUCGGUGCCCUGCGCAAGCUGCUGCGCCUGCUGGAUCGGGACCCCUGCGACUCGGUGCGCGUCAAGGCCCUCUUCGCCAUCUCCUGCCUGGUCCGGGAGCAGGAGGCCGGGCUGCUGCAGUUCCUCCGUCUGGACGGCUUCUCUGUCUUGAUGCGGGCCAUGCAGCAGCAAGUGCAAAAGCUCAAGGUCAAGUCGGCGUUCCUGCUGCAGAACCUGCUGGUGGGCCACCCUGAACACAAAGGGACCCUGUGCUCCAUGGGCAUGGUCCAGCAGCUGGUGGCCCUCGUCCGGACAGAACACAGCCCCUUCCAUGAGCACGUGCUUGGAGCCCUGUGCAGCUUGGUGACAGACUUCCCCCAGGGUGUGCGGGAGUGCCGGGAGCCUGAGCUGGGCCUGGAGGAGCUUCUGCGGCACCGCUGCCAGCUGCUGCAGCAGCGUGAGGAGUACCAGGAGGAGCUGGAGUUCUGUGAAAAGCUGCUACAGACUUGUUUCUCCACCCCCACGGAUGACAGCAUGGAUCGGUGAAACCCGGUGGCUUCUCACCCCUUCUCCGUGGGAACCCCAUGCCUCCUGCCUCCGUCUCAUCCAUGAGGCCCUCUCCAUAGGAGCACAGGGCCUUGGUGGUGCUGGGCCAGGGGCGAGCCCACCCGUCUCCGCUCAGCUCCCUGGAGGGGCAUUGAGAAAGGCGCUGGCUCCUUGGACCCCACCUCUCACGUGCUCUCACUCCAUUCCCCCUUCUGUCCACACUGCUCUUCUAAUAAAGGUGUUUCUCCUCCACCCCCUUCACUGCCCCCUUUGUCACCUCCCCUGGAGGGUGCCUUGGGAGAGGAGGAGGGGCAUGAUCUUAGGGGAUCUGGGGAGCAGUGGAGGGGACCGCAGCAGGCUGAACCUAGGAAUAAAAAAAAGUGUUGCUCUCUAAA